AUGGCGCUGGCCUUUGGCCCCCCAAACGCCGAGCCCCGCUUCCGCGGCCUGCGCGGCGGCGGCGGAGUCGGCCACGGCGUCCUCGCCGCACGUGGCCAUUUCUUCGCCGCCGUGUGGCUCACGGCUUCGGCGUGCCAAAGGAGCGCAAGCCACGAACGCAGACGUGGCAAGGCGGCUUCGGGCCCAGCCUUCGAGGUGCGGGACUUGGGCGACAAGGGCAUGGGUGUAGUGGCCGCCCGGGACAUCCGCAAGGGCGAGCGGCUCUUGGAGGAGCAGCCCUUGUUGGUGGUGAGUCGCUGUAGGGACACGCGGGAACUGGACUCCUGGGAAGAGGAGAUCUUGGCAGAAGUGGCGAAGAAGCCGGCGGCGCAGCAAGAUGCCUUCUGGGGCCUGGCAGACGACUGCCACACGCCGGAGGCCAAGACGGCGGUGGGCAUUUGCCGCACCAACGGCCUGCCAGUGGAGACGGCAGAGGGGGAGAUGGUGGGGAUCUACGCCACCGUGUCGCGCUUCAACCACAGCUGCAACAACAACGUGAACAACAGCUACCAGGACGACAAAAACGGCGAAGUGCUGCAUGCCAUCCGAGACAUUCCGCAAGGCGAAGAGCUGUGCAUCACUUACAUUGACCUCUUUCUGACGCGGCAAGAGAGGCAAGAUACGCUGCAGAGGAGGAAAAAGCAACUUCGCCAGGAGCUGCUGCUGAGCAACCGCCGGCGCCAGCGCCUGCUGCAGCUGCGGGAGGCGCUGCCCAGCGCGGUGCCACAGGGCCUGGGCACGCAGGAAUUGAUCGACCAGGACUCCAGAAACGGCUCGGGCCUGUCGGUUGGACGGCUGGCCCCCGCAAUGAGUGGCGAUCCGGAGGAGCUGGCGGGGAACGCCGCGGCCAAGACCUACACCUACCACAUGGGCUUUCAGCUCUUUCAACACGGCGAAGAGGCGGAGGAGUGCGCUGAGAAGGCACUGCAGCAGGCGGUGCUGGCCGAGGGCGCGGAUUCCUGGGUCAGCAGCAUGCUGAGCCAUCGGAUCGGCACAAAAAAAGCACAGCUGCGAGCCUGCGAGGAGUGGGGCGCGAUUGGAGGUGGCCACAGUAGCCACGGUCAGCAGCAGCAGCAGCAGCAUCGCUUCUUGGCGAAGGAAAUCUGCACGCCGGAGAUUCCGCUCACCGCCACGGUCAGCGACCGCCCCACCCCCAGCCGCAGCUGCCGCCGAUCCUCCGCGCACGCGCGCGACGCGGCGGUGUCUCCAGUGGCCACGGAGCUGGACUCGGACGGCAGUGACCGGUCACGCUCUCCGAAAGAGCGCUCUCCCCCGGCGCCUGCGCUGGAGCCGCCGGUUCCUCCGCACAGGAGCAGCGAUGACCUGCUGGUGAUGCUGGAGGUGGGCGGCAAGGCUGAGACGCAGGCGCAGGACCCGCACGUUCUCUCGUCCGCUGCCGCCGCCGCCAACCGGGCGGCGGGGCUGGAGACGGGUGGCGAAUUGGAGGAUCCGCACGUUCUCUCGUCCGCUGCCGCCGCCGCCAACCGGGCGGCGGGGCUGGAGACGGGUGGCGAAUUGGAGGAUCCGCACGUUCUCUCGUCCGCUGCCGCCGCCGCCAACCGGGCGGCGGGGCUGGAGACGGGUGGCGAAUUGGAGGAUCCGCACGUUCUCUCGUCCGCUGCCGCCGCCACCAACCGGGCGGCGGGGCUGGAGACAGGUGGCGAAUUGGAGGCGCCAGCCGAUCGGCUGGAGCUCGCGAUUGAUAUCGCACCGGCGCCCAUGACCCCGCCAGUGCAGAUGGAGUGCAGCUGGAUCACCGGCAGCGUCUCGCGGCCAUUGGAGCAGCUGAUGUUCGGGGAGUCCCCGCGCAAAGUGAACCGCGGGAGCCACAUCAUCCGGGAGCUCCUGGAUACCCCGCCCGACAGGCCUGAGCCCCGGCCAAAGAUGCCGGCAAGGCCAGUGAGGCCAAAAGCUGCGCCAAAAGCGCGCGUGCGCGUUCCCGCGCCGGUGCCCGCGCAAGCGCCCGCGCCGGUGCCCGCGCAAGUGCCCGCGCCGGUGCCCGCGCCGGUGCUCACGCCGGUGCUCACGCCAGUGGCGUCCAGGCCCCAAAUGCCCGGCGCGCCCUGCUCGCUCGGCGCGCCCUGCGCGCUCGGCGCGCGCGGCUGCCGCGCGCCGAUGGCGAGCCGGACGCCGCCGGGCCGCGCGCGGCGCGCCAUGUGGUUUCUGGAGCAGCCCACAGCCAAUGCGAUGCACACCGAGCUCAGCCGCCUGGCCAACGACGAGGAAGCUUUCCUGGACGCGGCUUUGGAGGAGGCGCUCUGCAGCCUGCGGCGCCGCGGCGUGCUGGGCGCCGGCCCCGCCGCGGCCGCACAGCUCCUGGCGGACUUCUCCGCCGCGCUGGGCGCCUCGCUGGAGUCGCUGCGCUGUGUGCCGCUGGAUGGGGACCUACACCGAAUGCUGCCACCAGAGCUGUUGGGAGACCCGCGCGUCUCUGCGGCACGCCUGCCGUCCAGGAGAACGGCAAAGGGGGGGAGCUGGCCGGGGCCGCGCUGUGCCGCGCAAAAGGGGUGGUGA
Messenger RNA from Effrenium voratum, 2553 nucleotides. NCBI's taxonomy places the organism in Eukaryota, Dinophyceae, Suessiales, Symbiodiniaceae. The record is from the annotation of a GenBank genome assembly.